AGAAUUCAUGUGUAUGCAAAGGUUUUGUUGCAUACAUGUGCCUUUGAUGGCCCCAUUCCCUUAACCUCUAGCAUUUGUUCCCUUUCCCCUCAGCUUUCUGUUUUGAUAUGUGAAAAAACAAGAGAGAGAGAGAGAGAGAGAGAAGCUAAAUCUUGUUUUUCUUUCAUCUUUUUUCCUAAAACCAACUACAGAUUGCUAUUUUUUUGAUGAUAUAGAAUUCUUGCAAUUUAUGGCCCUUUUGGUUUUUAAAUGAGGAGAGGGCAAAAGUUGGCUCUUUCUUCACAACCAAGGUAAAUGUUUGGGCUUUCCCUCAUUCUUGAUCCGCCAGUUGUAAUCCAUUGAGGAUUUAAAAGACAUAUAAAUUUAUUAGAGAAAAAGAAACAAGCCCUUGUUGGUUGCAGGAGAGAUUAUUAUUUUUUUCUUAAUCUCAAGAAUCUUGUGUAUUAUUUGAUUGAGUUUAUCAAAUAAAAGGGAAGAAAUUGAUUCAUGUCGUUGCUAUGAGCAGGGCCUUGGAUUGGAUACAUUGAUAAGAAUGGAGAGUUCUAAGCAUGAAAUUCAAGUCAUAAGCGUCGAUGAAUCCGAACAUGUCCCUCUUGUUAAUUGUUCUUCAAUAAAUAGUGUUCUUGAUUUCUCUGGUCGGCGUAGUUGGGAAUAAAGAUGCGAUUGUUGAUUUGGGUAUUUGAAGGGAGGAAGAAAAGGCAUUCUUGUUUUUGUUGUAGAUUGUUAGCAUAAGGUGUGGGGAGAGACUUCAUUUUCUUUUCAAUAAGAUGGAGGAUGCAGCACCAGCAGGGCAACCGCCCACCGCCGCCCGGAAAAAGAUGACGAAACAGCUGACCGGGAAACGGGAAGAUACGCCGCUGCAUUCUGCUGCUAGAGCUGGGAAUGUCGUUGCGGUGAGGGAUAUCAUCAAUGGUGCUGCUGGAGAGGAAGAAUUGAGGGAGUUAUUGUCUAAGCAAAACUCAGCUGGGGAAACAGCUUUGUAUGUAGCUGCUGAGUAUGGCUACUUCGAGUUGGUAAUGGAGAUGAUCAAGCAUUACGAUUUAGUGGAUGCUGGAAUCAAGGCUAGGAAUGGAUUUGACGCGCUUCAUAUUGCUGCAAAACAAGGGGAUUUGGAAGUGGUGAAGGUGCUAAUGGAGGCCCAUCCGGAGCUGUCUAUGACUGUGGAUACAACAAACGCCACAGCUCUGCAUACGGCUGCCACUCAAGGGCAUAUAGAGAUUGUGAACUUUUUCUUGGAGUCAGAGAGCAGCCUGGCCACCAUAGCAAGAAGUAAUGGGAAAACGGCCCUGCAUUCAUCAGCAAGAAACGGACAUGUACAAGUUGUGAAGGCCCUUGUGGAUAAGGAUCCAGGGAUCACGACACGGACCGAUAAAAAGGGGCAGACUGCUCUUCACAUGGCUGUUAAGGGUCAAAAUCUUGAGGUGGUUGAGGAACUGAUCAGGGCGGAUCCUUCUACCAUUAAUAUGGUCGACACUAGGGGAAACACUGUGUUGCACAUAGCUACCCGGAAAGGCAGGGCUCAGAUUGUUAAGAUGCUGUUGAGUCACAAUGAAACAGACACAAAAGUCGUGAACAGGUCAAACGAAACUGCCUUUGACACAGCAGAGAAAAUGGGACAUUUAGAUAUCACAGCUAUUCUGCAGGAGAAAGGCGUUUUGAGUGCCAGGGUAAUUAAGCCUCAGUCGACAAAUCCAGCAAGGGAGCUAAAACAAACCGUGAGCGACAUAAAGCACGAAGUCCACAAUCAGUUAGAACACACUCGCCAAACAAGAAAACAUGUGCAAGGUAUUGCCAAACGCCUCAACAAAAUGCACACCGAGGGGCUAAACAAUGCCAUCAAUUCCACCACAGUCGUGGCUGUGCUCAUAGCCACCGUUGCAUUUGCAGCCAUUUUUACGGUUCCUGGUGACUACGUAAACCGUAGACAUAUUCCACCCGGGCUUUCCCUGGGGGAGGCAAAUAUAUCUCCGCAACUCCCGUUUCUGAUCUUCUUCGUCUUUGACUCGGUCGCGCUAUUCAUUUCCCUGGCUGUUGUUGUGGUGCAAACCUCGGUCGUCGUUAUAGAAAGCAAGGCAAAGAAGCAGAUGAUGGCGAUAAUAAACAAGCUAAUGUGGCUGGCAUGCGUGCUCGUUUCAGUGGCAUACUUGGCAUUGUCAUUCAUUGUGGUAGGCAAGCACGAACGGUGGCUAGCGAUUGGAGUGACGGUUAUAGGAACUUCCAUACUGGUAACUACACUAGGCACGAUGUGUUAUUGGGUAAUAAUGCAUCGGAUUGAGACCAAGAACAAACGGAGCAUACGCAAGAACUCUCCGGGUAGUAGAUCAAGAUCCUGGUCAGUAUCAGUACUGUCAGAUUCAGAGGUUUUGAAUAAUGACUUCAAGAAAAUGUAUGCCAUUUGAGUUGAGAGCUCGCUCUUCUUUCAUAGGUCACAUUUCGGAGUUUUGUGAUCAGUCCUUUUAGUCACUUGAUAUUAGGAUGAUGUAAGUACUUCAGUACUUGAAUUUCUUCGUCUCCUAAAAGGGAAGAGAUCCGGAAGAAGGACAAAAUGAGAAGUAAAAUUGUAGAAAUCAUGACUAUAACAUUAUAUAUUGUGAACAAAAAUUUUAUCAUCUCU
Sesamum indicum (sesame) is the source of this 2614-nucleotide messenger RNA. Its product is annotated as Ankyrin repeat family protein. The record is from RefSeq and is a predicted model, not a curated record. Lineage: Eukaryota; Viridiplantae; Streptophyta; Magnoliopsida; Lamiales; Pedaliaceae. Gene Ontology annotation, cellular component: plasma membrane. Gene Ontology annotation, molecular function: protein binding.